Messenger RNA from Candidozyma duobushaemuli, 1803 nucleotides. RefSeq names its product nitrogen permease regulating protein (gene NPR2). NCBI's taxonomy places the organism in Eukaryota, Fungi, Ascomycota, Pichiomycetes, Serinales, Metschnikowiaceae. Gene Ontology annotation, cellular component: GATOR1 complex; vacuolar membrane. Gene Ontology annotation, molecular function: GTPase activator activity. The coding region runs from base 1 to 1803 and encodes 600 amino acids. Gene Ontology annotation, biological process: positive regulation of autophagy; negative regulation of TORC1 signaling. The record is from RefSeq and is a predicted model, not a curated record. The transcript has a single exon.
AUGGAUAGCGACGGCUUUGUGCCCAUAUUGGCCAUCUUCUAUGCCGUCUUCCACCCCACUGAAGGUACAAAGAUUGUGCACCAGGUUCCUGAAACAGCCAUCUCCCUGGCAGCCAAUUCCACAGGUGCUUCCCUUUUCAACUUCGACACUGUGAAAAACUACGUCAUUCCCAAGCCCCAGUUAUGCAAUAAGCUCAUCUCCUUCAAGAUCGAAAACCUCCAGGUCUUGGGGUACCCGGUCAACAUCGAAGGAAGCCGGUACCUGAGAAACUCCUUCAACUUCAACUUCUGCUUUGUUUUUCCUUACAAUUCCGAUACGACGCCGUACGAACUGGCUAUUCAGCGAAUGGGCAGCAUGUUUCGGGCCUUGGAGGAGCAGUCCUUCAUGCUUAGCAAGCUUGACAAGGAAAUGAUGUUCUUCAGCGAUAAGGCAGCACCUUCAACCGAGAAAACGCAAUUCACGCCGGGCCAAGGAAAAGUGAAAAAGUUCACACUUCUGUCAAUUGAAUCCCUUAUACACCAGAUCUUCCAGGACCUCAACAAUUACUCAGAAUGUUGCAUACCCAUAGACACUUCCAACAGUGUGGACAUCAAGCUUUUCCCUGUUCUACCGCCACCGGUGAACAUAAAGGCAUUUCAGGUGCCCCUCAUGACUGUGAGAUUACACUCGCUUAUAGACGUCAAUUGGGAUCCCACAAUGGUGAAGAUUCUUCCGUUCAUCAACGGACUCAACUCAGUAAAACGUAUUUCCGAGUUGGCCGACGCAGACUACCUUUUGACGAAACAGUGUAUCCAACAUUUGAUGCACUACAGGUGUCUUACCAUCGUCGACAUUUUCCAGUUCAGAAACGUCUACGCACCGACCAACAAUAUUGGUAACUUCCUUACAGCUCCGGGCAUGGCAGAGGAAUGCCAGGCAUACGUUAUCAAAAUCCCCGAUUCGGAGGAUCUGGUAGUUGCAACGCCGCUGGUAUCGGCCACUCCAGCCACUCCAGGUACCCCACGGUUUGAAUCAGAAGGAAGCAAGAGUCUUGAGCCCACAUCAGCAUCGCCCAGCACAUACUUCAAAGGCCCCAAAGGGCGAAUCCACACGCUGUCUCGUCCUAUUCACAUUCCCUCGAAAUCUACGCUUUUUUAUCUCUACCGCCUGUUGAACCAGGGUCAGACAAUCAAAGAGUGGUACAUCCAGCACCAAAAGGCGUUGGAAAACAUAGACGUCAGAAGAUUUAUAAACUUUGGCGUCGUUCGGGGUCUCAUCUACAGACUGCACUCGUAUACAAUAUUACAAUCCGUGACGAAAUUUUUCGAGAAUGAAAAGUCUAACCAGGAUCCAUUAAAUGAGUUAGUGAAGAGCCACGAGAGCCAACUAAGGCGAGCAGCAAAACAACGUGCAAUGUCUCACGCAAGCUCCAAUCAGGAAUUGGGGCUUCUCCGGAGCUCAGUUAAUGAAAGCAAUCUUAAAACUGGAAGAAAAAGCAGGACGGUGAGUUUCCACUACCAGGUUGAGAGGUUCGGCCACAGCGACGAUACGCUCUCGUCAGAUCUGGAGGUUUUCGAAAGUGAUUCAGAUGAUUCAGACGACGAGGAUCCACGUGAGCGGACUAGCCGCCAAAGUAGGUCUGACGAUUCCGAAACUGAAUCAUCUGACGAAGAGGACGAAAACAAGGAGGAGCUUAUUAAAGUGAUCAAGCUCGUGAAGGGCGUUCAACACAUGGAUCUGAUUUGCACAGAAUUGCAGAAGCCGAGGUCUGAAGUCGAGAAGCUUCUCGAUCAUUUAGGCGCUCACUUUGCCAUCAACUCAUGA